AUGGAGCUCUUGCUAGAGAAGGCCGAGGUGCUGUGGCUGGCUAACCCACCCGAGAAGCAGGUGGAGGCCCCACGAGCACCGCAAGCUACGCGGCUGAUGGUAAUAGUGCCAUUCGCCGAAAAGAAGGGCGAAGGGACGCCGCUGCCCUGCAAUAUAUCCAUUCCGGCAGAAGAGUUGACGACUAAGAACAAGGUGUCGUUGCUGGACCAGCAUGUGACGUUCAAACUGCUAGACGGCGAUGAUCUGGUCGGGACGCACGCGCUAAAGCUGCGUGAAUGCAUUCCCGUGCUGGCCGACGGCUCUAUCCAUUGGACGCAGCCAGUAUUGCACAAUGACUUGGCUCUGCAUAAGAAUAAAGCUGUGGUCGGGUUGCUGCCAGCAGUGGUAGGCUGCGUCGUAGGUGUCGUGGGGACUUCUCCAGUUUGGCUGCCACUGACAGUACUCGUGGGCGUGAUGGGCUUCCCCGUCUGGAUCGUUGUUGGCGUCGCGAUGACGUUUGUCACAAUGUUUUCUACCAUCUCGGCGAUCUUAACGGUGAAGCUUGUGCGCUCGAAACGAGUAAAGGAUGCGUGUCAGCACUUUUUGACCAGUCAGCAAGGCCAGUUGCUGCUGUUUGAGGGCAUGCCUGGAGAAGAGUCGCUGUCAACCUCUGCCCUGUCGGCUCGUGCGAGAGAAUAUGUGCUCGAGAGUCCGUCGCGCAAGCUGGUGGCGAGUCUUGCCAUUGAUUUUCUAGGAAAUGCGACUUUUGUGGUACCAGGAUUGGGCGAGGUGGCGGACGUGCUGUGGGCGCCCGUUUCGGCAAGAAUGGUGGACACGCUUUACAAGGAGUCGUCGCCACGUGUGAAGUACGUGGCCUUCUUGGAGGAGCUGUUGCCCUUUACGGACUUUAUUCCGACUGCGACGCUAGCUUGGAUGAAGGAGAAUUUGAGCUCAGCUGAGCUGGACAAGCUGUUCGCUUUGACCAAGUCCCGCAAGCAGGCGUAGGAAUCAGAGGCAGCUGUAGUGUUCGACUGGAAAAAUGAAUUGAAGAGACCUUUGGUGGUCGACCUUAUGAUAUAAA
Molecule: messenger RNA, 1060 nt
Organism: Phytophthora infestans T30-4
Lineage: Eukaryota; Oomycota; Peronosporomycetes; Peronosporales; Peronosporaceae
Exons: 3
Coding region: 1-984 (327 amino acids)
Source: RefSeq, a predicted model, not a curated record